Molecule: messenger RNA, 6266 nt
Organism: Teleopsis dalmanni
Lineage: Eukaryota; Metazoa; Arthropoda; Insecta; Diptera; Diopsidae
Product: NACHT and WD repeat domain-containing protein 2
Exons: 17
Coding region: 984-6158 (1724 amino acids)
Molecular function (GO): protein binding
Source: RefSeq, a predicted model, not a curated record
CAUGUUUGAUUUUAUCAUUUUCAGCUUUGAACUUUACCUACAUUUUCGCACUUUAACAUUCAAUAGAAUCGGAAUUACAUUACAGACUUAGGCGCACGCUAACUUCCUUUUAAAAAGUUGAACGUAACUUUCGCUUCCCUAAAAUUAUUUCGGACUACACUACACUAAAAGACUCUUAAGGUCGCUAAAGUUCGACUCCAUUGACUUUUAUAAGUGCGGCAAAAGACUUUGAAUUAUAAAAUAAAAGUCAAUAGAUGGAUGACGUUUUAAUGCGUUACUUGAAGCAGUUCAUUGUUUUACAGUUUGCACGCAAGGACAAUCAUAGACAACACCAGCAAAGUCAUGCAAAUCACUCAGUUUCACAUUUGAACGCAAACAAACUACCAAAAUAUAAAUAAACAAUUAAAUCAGCUGUUUUCAGUUUUACUAAAGAGGGGAGUAUCUUAAAUCCACAAUGCUAAAGCAACAGGACAAUACUAUAAAGACGCAUAAACCUUCAGACAAAAAUUUGCAACAUUUUUCAAAUGCAACGAAAUCAAGACGAAAUGUCAGCAGUCAAUCAAUCAGAAAAAAGGCCAUGCUUAGUUUUUGCACUUUUACCCUGAAAUGUGCCAAAUAUCAGUUUCAGUUCAACCCUUCCGAUUUUCUUUAUGGCAACAAUAAUAAACAAAAAAAUCGCAAACAAUAAUAAAAGUCUACCUACCAAAAAUAUUCCUAAAGGUGAUAUCACGAAAUAAACAUCAUUUAACAAAAAUUCAAAUUCAGUCUGAAAUUAUUGAUCAAACAAGUUCAAUUUCAUCUUUUGAAUAAUUUAUGUAGCUUUGCUGAGGAUUCGCUUAAAUUUCUGCAAUGCAGUCUUAUAUCACGUACCAAUGAAGUCGGACGUAGUUAAACCAAACACUCCGAUAUUCAAAAACAAAAAAUUAAAAAAUUAUAUUUUUAAUACUGUGCACUGUUAAAGAAAUCAAAGAAAUCGGUCAAAUAUGGAUGACCGUACAAUAGAUUCCAUAUUUGCCGGUUCGAUGGAAUCGCUGCCACCGGUUAGUUCCAAAAUAGUGCGUAUAUUCACCAGUUCCACUUUCACGGAUACCACGAUGGAACGUAACACGCUUAUGGCUAAAUGUUAUCCACGCAUAAAGGAUUAUUGUCGUGAAAAACAUGGUCUAGAAUUCCAGGUAGUUGAUAUGCGUUGGGGUGUACGUGAUGAGGCCACUGAUGAUCACAUGACCACAGAAUUGUGUAUGCGCGAAAUUCAGAAUUGUCAACGUUUGUCGAUGGGACCCAAUUUUAUAGUCUUUUUGGGACAAAAGUACGGUUAUCGGCCUAUACCGACUUAUAUUGUCUCUUCAGAAUUACAGUUGAUUUGUGAGGAACUAACUUCAAUGGGUGUGGAUCGUGCAUUAUUGGAUCUUUGGUAUAAAAAAGACAGCAAUGCUGUACCACCUAUUUCUGUGUUACAACCAAUCUCUUCAAUUCUGAUCAAUUUUAAUAAUAAGCGUGUACCAAAAUUACAAGCAGAAGACCAAGCUGUUUGGUGGGAUACCUUAAAUAAAAUGCAAAAACUUCUAAGAAAGGCCGCUGCAUCUUUGGGAGCUAGUAGUAAAAUGGAUAAAGAAGCGGUACAUAACUAUUUCAUGUCAGUGACGGAACGUGAAGUUAUUAAUGGCAUUUUAAAUGUCAAGAACACAAAAAAUCACUGUUUGGCAUACGUACGCUACAUCAAUAACAUUAAUUUACAAAAUCUUAAAAAGGCAUCCCUAUUCGUGGAUAUUAUAAAUCGCAGUUUAGAUACGGAAUCGGCAAAGUUGCUUGGGGAUCUCAGGGACACGCGUCUACCUAAUAAAAUUGAGAAUAGUAAUAUGCAAAAAUAUACAGUGGAAUGGAUUGGACGCGAGGGUUUGGAUAUUGAAACACAUGAGGAGUAUCUUAAUCACUUUAUAUCGCAUUUCUAUAAGAACAUUGUGAAAUUGGUUGAUCGUGCUAUGCGCAAAGAAGACUCCAGUGCACAGGGACAGAUAGUAACUGAAAUCCUUCAGCAUUUGCACGCUUGCAAUAAUUCGGUAAAAGUUUUUUAUGGUCGUGAAGAAAAUCUCGAACAUAUCAAGCGCUAUAUGCUGGGGGAUUCAGAGAAGCCACUUGUCCUUUAUGGCGAGGGAGGUUGUGGAAAAACAUCAUUACUUGCAAAAAGCGCUUCACUAGUAGCAACACAAUGGUUUGCUGAUAAGCGACCGUUAAACAUAAUACGAUUUCUAGGCACCACACCUGAUUCAAGCGCGCUUACUCCUACACUUAUCUCGAUUUGUCAACAGAUUUCAUAUAACUAUAUGCUACCUUUCGAGAAUAUACCCGACGAUCUUGUACCUUUAACAGCACAUUUUAAGCAAUUACUAACUUAUGCAAGUUCGAAUCAACCUUUAACGUUAUACCUUGAUUCAGUUGAUCAAUUGACUGGUACACAAGAUUCGAAUAAGGUAUCCUGGAUACCAACCAGAUUACCACCCCACUGCAAGAUUAUCAUAUCAUGUGCAAAUGAGGAAUCCAAUCCUACUGUAUCUCAUGAAUACUAUGUGCUACGUAAAAUGAUUGAUACUGAUGAAAAUUUUAUAGAAGUUACUGCAUUGGGCGAAGAUCUGGCUAUGAAUGUCAUAAAAAUGUGGAUGAAGACAGCCUGCCGAGAUCUUAAUAAUUAUCAAUGGCGCUUAGUUGCUAAUGCUAUCAGUAAAUGCUCGUUGCCAAUAUUUGUAAAAUUGGUUUUUGCCGAAAUUUGUCGCUGGCGCAGCUAUACCAGACCUCAAGAAACUCAUUUAGCCAAUACGGUUAUGGAUUCUAUUAUGAUGCUCUUCGAACGUAUUGAGAAACAGCAUGGCCGUAUAUUAGUAUUUCAUGCGCUUGCAUAUAUAACAGCUGCAAAGUCUGGCUUAUCAGAAAGUGAAUUGGAAGAUUUGAUCUCUUUGGACGAUAAAGUCUUAGAUGAUGUCUACCAAUACCAUUUGCCUCCGGUUAGACGUAUACCGCCACUUUUAUGGACACGUAUAAGAAAUGAUUUGCCGAAUUACCUAAGCGAACGUGAAGCAGAUGGUGUCAAUGUUAUGAACUGGUAUCAUAGACAGUUUCGCGAUACAGCUAAGGAACGUUAUUUCAAGAAUAUGAAUAUGGCCAUGUAUUUUCACUCUAUGAUAGCCGAUUACUAUUUGGGCAUUUGGGGUGGAGGUAUACCAAAACCAUUUAAAUUUACCGAAAUACAGAGGCAUCGAUUUGGAUUGACCGAUAAAGAGGGUGUUGCUGAUCGAAAAGUACCUAUACAACCUCUAGUAUUUACGAGUAAGGAUGGCAGCUCCAGACGCUACAAUUUAAGAAAAUUUGGUGAACUACCUUUCCACUUUGUACGCUCCAGACGCUUCAAGGAUCUUUUUGAGCAUGUGCUGUUUAAUUAUGAUUGGUUGCAUGCAAAACUUUCCAGUUGUCCACUGCAAGCAGUUUUGGCUGAUUUUGAAGAUGCUUCCUCAAAUACUGAUAAUAAUGAGGCUAAACGUGAACUAAUGUUAGUCGCUGAUGCAUUACGGUUGGGAGGUGCUAUAUUAGCGGUACAUCCAAAUAUGUUGGCGCCACAGUUGGUUGGACGCUUGCUGCCAGAAAUCGGUGGUAAUAGUAAUAUAAAAAUGUUAUUGCGUGCUUGCGACCGUUGUGGACCUAAAGAUUGUGCACUUAUACCGGUUAAUCAUUGUUUGCAUACACCAGGUGGACCACUUAAGUAUUCUUUAGAGGGUCAUCAGUUUGCUGUAUUCGAGUUUCGUUUAACCACCGAUCGACGUUAUAUGGUUUCAAUAUCUACACAUUUUAUAACUUUUGAUCUCUCCACAUCAGAUUUAACACGUGAUGUGAAUCCAGGUAUUGAAGGUAUUAUGCAGCAGUUGGCAUUAAGUCCUGACAACAAAUGGGCUGCCGCAUAUUCUAAUAAUAAUCAGACAGUGUUAUUAAAUAUGCUAUCUAGUGAAUUUGUGAUUAUCAACAGCCCUUUUGACAUAGAAGAUGGUCCUGUUAGUGGUUUGUUCUUAUUAAACCAAAACCUCUUUAUAACGUGCAAACAAAAAUGGGCACAAUAUGAUAUGCGUGGAAACCUUGUUAAUACUUUUACAGUUCCCGGUUCUACAAAUGAGUGGGAAAUAUUAAAUAUGGAAUUUAUGUCACCACGAGACUAUAACAUUAUAUUUUGGUCAGGUUCUAUUAAUGAAACUCGCUUACGUUUCAAUUCUUAUCGUGGUGAGAUCUUUUCUGAAAGUUUACAUUUUUAUAGUGCUUUAGUAUUAAGUUCUGAUCGCAAAAAAUUGUAUGGCUGCAUAAGUGAAGAAAAUUAUCAGGUUAGCGUAUUCGAAUUAAUCCACACUAAAGAAAGUGAAGAUAUAAGUUGGGCAAUGGUGGAACACCUCAGUCGCUAUGAUAAUGACGAAAAAGAAAUGCUGCUACAAUUACGAUUGGAUCAAGAUGAUCGAAUGCUUUUGGGUACAGCAGGCAAAGGUUUUGUUAUAUGGGAUUUUGGGAAAGAUGGUGAACGUCUUAGCAAAGAAGUUAUGUAUUUUGCAUUACCACACGGAGUGCGUAAUAUUACAACAAAAAUAUUACAAUCAAAUUCAAUUAUGGUAAGCUCCAAAAUGGACUAUGCUGUAGCUGGUGUGCGUAAAAAUUUGUAUGUGUGGUGUUUAAAAACGAGACAAUUGGCCAAAGUACUUGACGCGCAUUUUGGACGUAUAAUACAGCUAGAAGCGCUUACCAUUGGUAAUUGGAAUAAUGUAGUAACCUCUUCCAUUGAUCGUUCAGUAAAAGUUUGGAAUAUAAAUAAUAUAUUUGAGAAAGUACACGUCAUUGAUCGACAUGAGUUACAAAUCGAUAAUAUAAGCCUUUCCGAAGUUGACUUAGGUGUUACAGUUACAAGAAGUUGUGUUGGUGUUUGGGAAACUCGUUCUGGUAGAUUAUUAUCAAAAUUGGCUGAUAGUCCAUUGGGAGCUAUAGUCACGCAUGCUGAAAUCACACCAGAUGGACGUUUUGUUAUCUCUUCGGAAACAGGUAAAUUCCUUAUAUGGAAUCGUGUGUCAGAGCAAGUAGUUUUUCGCGACGAUGAACCCGGCAUUCAGCAAGUGACUUUAAUGGAUUAUGGUUAUAAAGUAAUGACAGUUUCCUGUGCAAAUAUAAAUCAUAAAUCAGAUCUUGCUGGCGAGGAUGGCCCGAAAUUAACAGCAAGAACUGUGGUUAGAGCAGUACCAGAAGGAACAGCAUUAUUCAGUUUUGACUAUGGAAUACGUAUGAUACCAGGUAUACCGUUUCGUCAGUCAGUGAUUACAGCAGAUGCAGCACAUAUUGUGGUCUGCACAGUCGAUAAAUCAAAUAAAGAUUGCCUAGGCGUCUAUAAUGCCUCUAAUGGCGCUUUCGUUUCAAAAAUCCUACUUAGAGGCUGUUCUAUCAAAGAAGUUAUAUCACUUGUACCUAUGCCGCACAAGGUAAACCAAGUAGCGGUUAUUAGUAGUGAAAAAGGAAGCAUUAUGGAUAUUAAAAGUAAAAAACAUAUACGUUCAAUAGCAAAAUGGGGUGGCAGUAUUACACGAGAUGGUAAAAAUGGUUUAUAUGCACCUACACGUGGUGGUCUGGAAAUGCUAGAGCUACGCAAAGGUACUACAGUAAAAACUUUUAUACCAAAAGUAGCUGAGGGUGUAUUCUCUGUUAUUUGUAUCUUUACCGAAAAUGAUGAAUAUGUAUGUUAUUAUCACAGUGGUCGUAAGACAAUACGUGUCUUUCGUACUGUAGAUACUGAGAUGAUUGCUAAUUAUAAGCUACAAGCUGAAUUGACAGCCAUCAAAAGUAGCAAAGAUGGUCGUUGCAUUGUAUUGGGAACUGUUGACGGUUGUAUGUCUGUGUUAGCUAUUGUGGAUCCGCUUAAAGUUGAUAUGAAUGAUUUCUUAAGUGGUCUGCCAUCUCGAGAUGAAAACUGGAAAGCUAAGUUAGCAAAAAUGAAGGCUCGUGUUGGAUUUAAAGCAGCUAUAAGAGUUGCUACUAUCUCUUCACGUUUCGAUGGACAAAAAGGCAAAAAUAAGAAUGGAGAAAACUACGAGGAUGAAAAUGAAGAGAAUGGUAUAACUGAGUUGGGAUUAAUAGAGAAUGUGCAUUAGAGAAAUGUUUAAAUUAAACACUUAAUUUCUAUGAAUCAAAAGCUAUUGAAAAAUCUUUAAAAUUUGUACAAAUUACAUAGUAUUAAAAAUACAUGUUAUUAAACUAUU